AUGGACAUCAUGGACGGUCACUUUGUGCCCAACAUCGUCAUGGGCGCUCCUGUGAUCGCCUCGGUAUCAAAGGCGGUACCCAACAUCUUUAUGGACUGCCACAUGAUGGUCUCAGAUCCAGGCAACUGGGUCAAGGAUAUCUCCGAAGCGGGAGGAGCAUCUUAUACUUUCCACUUGGAGGCGACCGAUGAUCCUAUGGAUGUCGUACGUCAGAUCAAAGCUACCAAGAUGCGCGCUGCCGUUGCCAUCAACCCGGGAACACCAGCUUCCGAGAUCAGCGACGAGCUCGGAAAGGCGGUGGAUAUGAUCCUCGUAAUGACCGUAUGGCCAGGAGCCGGUGGGCAAAAGUUUAUGAAGGAGUGCAUGCCCAAAGUGGCCGAGUUGCGAGCGAGGUUUCCGGACCUCGACGUCGAAGUUGAUGGAGGCGUAGGUCCCAAGACCAUUGACAGGUGUGCCGACGCAGGCGCCAACAUCAUCGUCGCCGGAACGGCGAUAUUCAACCACUCGUCUCCCAAGGACGUCAUCAAGUUCCUCAGGACGAGAUGCGACGAAGCACAGGAACGCAUCAAGCGCGAACGCGAACGCAUCGCCCGCGGCGAAUCCGUCGACCACGAGAUCAAACACUACGAAGACGGUCGCAAGAGCGGAUGGCACAGUGGCGCCAUCACGCCACUGUCAUAUCCCAGGGUGUACAUGUCGGCCAGCAAGAGGGAAAAGUUGAGAAGGGAAUCGCAGGGCGCGUUGGAGAGAGGUGAGAGACCGACCAUGAGCUCCUUGCAGGGUAUGAGCGGGUUGAGUAUCACACCCGCCGCUAGCGCCGUGGAGGGUAAGUGA
Molecule: messenger RNA, 834 nt
Organism: Pseudozyma hubeiensis SY62
Lineage: Eukaryota; Fungi; Basidiomycota; Ustilaginomycetes; Ustilaginales; Ustilaginaceae
Product: likely pyruvate carboxylase fragment
Exons: 1
Coding region: 1-834 (277 amino acids)
Biological process (GO): carbohydrate metabolic process; pentose-phosphate shunt, non-oxidative branch
Cellular component (GO): cytosol
Molecular function (GO): D-ribulose-phosphate 3-epimerase activity; metal ion binding
Source: RefSeq, a predicted model, not a curated record